Molecule: messenger RNA, 1902 nt
Organism: Aethina tumida (small hive beetle)
Lineage: Eukaryota; Metazoa; Arthropoda; Insecta; Coleoptera; Nitidulidae
Product: tektin-4
Exons: 2
Coding region: 94-1794 (566 amino acids)
Biological process (GO): cilium movement involved in cell motility; cilium assembly
Cellular component (GO): microtubule cytoskeleton; nucleus
Source: RefSeq, a predicted model, not a curated record
GUCUUCCCGACAUUUUUGACGCUUUUCAACUUUAGUAUGCAUUAAGUUUUUUGUUAUCAUUUCGGACAUUUUGCCUGUUCAAUUUCGUACACAAUGGCCUCUUUGGAACAAAAACCUUCGGACGCAAAUUGUAAAGACUGCGAUCAUGGUUCCUUCGGAGACAGACAGACGCUUGCUCAUUUCCAACGAGACGACCAACCACACUUGCAACAAGCAGGCCGAAAGCCAGUCGACACCAGAUGCGAGGUGGCUUUGAAGGGCAUUCUGAAGAAACCUCAGCACUUCCAGCCCAAAUACCAAUGCCUCUGCCAUCCGGCCCAAGCUCAGUUGGAAGCGAACCAAGUGGAUUCAAAGCCUAAUGCAGUGAGUGCAAUAAGAGAGCACGUCGGUGGUACGACGAAAGAACCCUCCCCGGAUAUACCCGAAAUUCUUGGGGACGGCGAACGUCCCUGCUAUUUACCGCAACCCGGCGAUGAGUUUCUUCAAGAAGCUGAUCCGAUGAUGGAUCCGGUGGGACCGUGGGCCACCGGCAGGGUAGAUUGGGGCCCCAUGAAUGGUUUGACUGGAACCAGACCGGUCGUCGACAAGUACUCGAUCACCAAGUUCAGCGAAGGCGAAUGGAGGUCGCACAACAAGGAAAUAUUGGAGCGGUGUUCGACCGAAAAUCACAGGGCCAAACUGGUAGAUUGGAACGGAAUGAAUUGCGUUAAGACGGUGGCUACGAAGUCUGAUGAGGACACUCAGAACAGUUCUAAACAUUUGAACCAGCGCGAAUUGGAUAUUCACAGAUGGCAAUGCGAAUUGGAGCGGGCUAUUUCGGCGGCUUCGGAAGAGAUUUCGUUUAUGGAGGAACAGAGGCAACGUCUGAAGAAAGCUAGUUCCGUGCUUCAAAUGCCGGAAGCAAUAGCUGGCGAAUGUUUGGAAAGACGAACGGGUCGAUGGGAUACAGAGUUGGUAAGGGACGAAGUGGAGGUCGAGCUGAUAAAGGAGCUCGCUUUAACAGCAGAGAUUCGAGAAAUAUUUACUAGAACUUUGAAGGAUAUUGAAGCCCAAUUAGUCGAAGAUAAGACAGUAAAGGCCAGACUAGAGUACGAUUGGAGUGACAAAAGCUUUGCACAUCAUAUAGUAACAACAAACUUGGCCCUGAACCCUAGUAGUAAUGUACUCAUGUUUAAGCCAGGUUCUGUAAUUUGUCCAGAAGGCCAGUCAACUGUGGACUAUUGGGAGCAUUUCACCAGGGAGAUUUUGCAAGAAGGAGAGGCCACGAGACAAAGAUCUGUAACGUUAAGAAACACCUUGGAUGCGAUUCUUCAUAAGGCGUCUAACGAUUUACGAUCUCAAGCUGAUAGCGUUGAAAAGGCCCUGUCUAAGAGAAUUGCUUGCAAUGAGGAAGUCACCAUAAGACUAGAUAAAGAUCUCAAAAGAAUUCUACAAAAGCUAGCAAACGUAGAAAAUACCAUCAACGAAAUAAAAGCUGCUCUUAGAAGACUGGACUAUCCAUGCAAACUUGCUCAAACUCGUCUGGAUAAUAGAAGUGUUAGGCCAAGAGUAGAAAAUUGUCGAGAUGAUGCUCAAUAUGCGCUGUUGGACGAAAUAAAGAAGAUAAAUGAAAAUGAAGCCGCUUUAAUUGCUCAACUCAAACAGGCAGAAGAUUCUCAAACCCUGUUAGUUAAUGCGAGGGGCGAAAUGGAAAGAGAAUUGAUGAUUAAGCGGAAAACAUUAGAAAUUGACCGUGACAGAACAACUCGCAUUAGAUCUUUCUAUCCAACAUCUUCUGAAUUGACUGGGAACUGAUGUGUUCGGAAAUGAUGACAUGUUUUAAAAUUCCAAAAUGUUUUAAACAAUUUUUUCUUUGUUUGGGGUUGGACAAUAAAAUUUAUUGGUGAUUUAUAAAUUAAAAAA